AUGGCCUUUCUAAUGAAAAGUAUGUUGAGCAACCAGGUAAAGAAUUUGGGACUUGGAGGUGGAGGGGAAGAAAGCAAAGAAGAAAGCACCCCUUCUGACCCAGCAGCAGCUGCAGGAAUGACCAGAGAGGAGUAUGAGGAAUAUCAAAAGCAAAUGGUUGAGGAGAAGAUGGAAAGAGAUGCAGCAUUUGCCCAGAAAAAAGCAGAGCGAGCCUGUCUGAGGGUUCACCUGAGAGAGAAGUACAGACUCCCUAAGAGUGAACUGGAUGAGAAUCAAAUACAGAUGGCUGGGGAUGACGUGGGUUUGCCAGAAGACCUGCAGAAGAUGGUGGCACAAGAUCAGGAGGAGGAAGAAGACAAGGACUCCAUCCUGGGGCAGCUGCAGAACAUCCAGAACAUGGACAUGGAUCAGAUCAAAGAGAAGGCACAAGCCACCUUCACUGAAAUGAAGCAGGCGGCCGAGCAGAAAUGUUCUGUCAUGUAG
This is a messenger RNA of Pseudopipra pipra, 483 nucleotides long. Its product is annotated as complexin-4. The coding region runs from base 1 to 483 and encodes 160 amino acids. Lineage: Eukaryota; Metazoa; Chordata; Aves; Passeriformes; Pipridae. The transcript has 3 exons. Gene Ontology annotation, molecular function: syntaxin binding. Gene Ontology annotation, biological process: synaptic vesicle exocytosis; neurotransmitter transport; regulation of neurotransmitter secretion. The record is from RefSeq and is a predicted model, not a curated record. Gene Ontology annotation, cellular component: SNARE complex; terminal bouton.